AUGUCGGAAAACAGCUUGAUGAAUGAACAUAGUGAGUUCAAUGGUUCAGUUGGCAGUCACAAUGGCGGGGAAGAUACACACGUGGAUGGACAAGCUGAAGACACUUCUGCUUAUAGUGGAGAAUCGGAGGAAGUGUACUCUGAUGAGCAAAUAUUAGCAGGUCCAAUGACAGUUAUGUUUUUCAAAUCUGUUGAAUCGGUGUUUCGGUUCUAUAAAAGGCAUGCGAAAAUGAGAGGAUUUUGUGUGUUGAAAAGAACACUUUCUAAGAAUUAUGCUCUUUUUGUUUGUGACAACUCUAGAAAACUAACUAAUCAAAAACACACUAAGAGGAUUGGAUGCGAGGCAAGAGUUAAUGCCGCUAUGAAGCGAGAUGGUUCAUGGAUGGUCAUUAAGGUGUGCAGAGACCAUAAUCAUAAAUUGGACUCUAGCCUGUCAUGGCAGAUGGUUGGACACAGAUAUAUUAAUAAAUCUGUGAAGAGGAUGCUUGAAGCUAAUGACAGAGCUGGCUUAAGACCUUGCAAGAGCGUGAGACUUUUAGAGGUUCAAUCUGGUGGGCCAGAAAAUAUGGGUUGUACCCUAAAAGACUGUAGAAAUUAUAUUGAACAACAAGGGAGGUUGCAAAUGCUAGGAGACAAAGGAUAG
This is a messenger RNA of Lycium ferocissimum, 642 nucleotides long. Its product is annotated as protein FAR1-RELATED SEQUENCE 5-like. Bases 1 to 642 code for a protein of 213 amino acids. Lineage: Eukaryota; Viridiplantae; Streptophyta; Magnoliopsida; Solanales; Solanaceae. The record is from RefSeq and is a predicted model, not a curated record. The transcript is spliced from 2 exons.